Molecule: messenger RNA, 710 nt
Organism: Struthio camelus australis
Lineage: Eukaryota; Metazoa; Chordata; Aves; Struthioniformes; Struthionidae
Source: RefSeq, a predicted model, not a curated record
AUGGAAGUCUACUUGGUCUUGAUGGUCUUCUGGGUGAAGGAGGACUUCUGGGUGGUGGAGUCCCUCAAAAGUCAACGCAAGGCUUUGCCUGACAGGAACAGCUUGUAUGAGCUGAAGGCCUGGCCUGACAUUUUAAAACUAAGUUCAGUUGAAGGUUCUGAAAAAAAAAAAGCGUCGUGGAAGGUCCUACACGGGAGUGAGCUCGUACUGAAUCUGUACUCAAAGCUGACACUUAACUUGCCAGGAAUCUUUCUCUUUCUGAGUGGAUCUUCGGUAGAAACGAACAUCACAUCGCAUAUUGCACUGACACAGGAUACCCCUGGUGAUCUCAAAUUAGUAAUUAAGGAUUGUGGCAGCCUCUUUGGGGGCUUUAAAAUCAACCUGCGGAAGGGCCUCUUCACCAAUAUAGUGGGUGGUUUGGUGAACUCUUCUCUUCGGUCUUUCCUGCCUGCGCUGUUUUGCCCAUUAGUGAAUAUUUGGUUCGGCAUCAUCAAUAUUCAGCUACAGUUUCUCGACCGCGUCGUCUCUUUUGGACUUCUUGGGAAAAUCCAUUCUGCCCUCUCCAAUGUGCCGGUGACGACAGGGCAAUUCGUGGAGCUGGAUUUACAGAAUUCACCUUUCCCAAGCACCUUCCUCGACUGGCUCCUUCAAACCGCAGGCGUCCAUCCUGGCAGCAGCGUCCAGUAGCCGCUUCUUCGGGGAGUCGGGGG